This is a messenger RNA of Ailuropoda melanoleuca (giant panda), 2097 nucleotides long. RefSeq names its product APC down-regulated 1 like (gene APCDD1L). Gene Ontology annotation, cellular component: plasma membrane. Gene Ontology annotation, molecular function: Wnt-protein binding. The coding region runs from base 589 to 2097 and encodes 502 amino acids. The transcript has 4 exons. The record is from RefSeq and is a predicted model, not a curated record. Gene Ontology annotation, biological process: negative regulation of Wnt signaling pathway. NCBI's taxonomy places the organism in Eukaryota, Metazoa, Chordata, Mammalia, Carnivora, Ursidae.
GGGUCCUGCGCUCACUGGGCUCCAAGCUGAAACUUUUCCAGGAGUAUCUGAAAGGCCUGAAUAGAAACAUCGGGGGUCCUGGGACCCAGCCAGGCAGAGAAGAGUCACCCACCAACCCCCUUGCCCUUCCAGGGAUCUGCCUGGCUAGGGGUGUGCUCUGGAGGUAGGAGCGCACCGCGCCGGCUGGGCCAGGACAAGAGUUUGAGGGAGGCCUCUGUGCCCACUGCGAAGACUCUGGGGGAGGCGAGGACCAGGGGAAGGAGGGUAGUCGGCUGGAGGGCCUGAAUGGCAGGAGGAGCUGCGCCAGAGGGCUGGGCGCGCUGCGCUGGUGUGCGCGCAACGCCUGGGGCUGUCUCCACCUCUUCUGGCAAGUUGGACCUAUGAGUGCGCAGCUCGACUUACAACUAUCAACAGCCGGGGCGGGUGAGAGCGUGUGAGCGCCGAGGGGGGCUCAGGACCCUUGCAACUUCUCCGCAGGACCCCAGCUGUAACGCUAGCGUCCGCCGCCGCUGGAGAGCUCCGCACCGGCGCCUCCUCUCCACGCAUAGUGGAGGCGCCCCGGGGGGCCGUCCUGCCAGCCACAACGGGAUGCCCACAGCCAUGCUCCCCUACGCCUGCGUCCUGGUGCUUCUGGGAGUCCGCACCCCAGAGGCGACUGGGACGGCAGGGGUUAGCCGCCUACACUGGGAACCCCGCUGCCAAAAGCCCCUGCCCAACAGAGCACCCAUCACUGCGCUGCUGCCCCCACGCCUCGACGGGCCCUGGGUCUCCACCGGCUGUGAGGUGCGCCCAGGACCCGAGUUCCUCACCCGCUCCUACACCUUCUACCCCAACCGCCUCUUCCGAGCCUACCAGUUCUACUACAGGGACCCCUUCUGCCGGGAGCCUGCCCACUCCCUGCUCAUCAAGGGCAAGGUCCGCCUGCGCCGGGCCUCCUGGGUCACCCGAGGUGCCACCGAGGCCGACUACCACUUGCACAAGGUGGGCAUCGUCUUCCACAGCCGCCACGCCCUGCUCGAUGUCACCAGGAGCCUCAACCAGACCUGGGCGGGCCGGGACUGUGCCCAGCGGCUGCCCCCGGCCCGGGCCUGGCUGCCCGGGGCAUUGUAUGAGCUGCUGAGCACCCGGGCCAAGCGGGACUGCACGGAAGCCCUGGGCUUCACCAUGCAUGAGCUCAGCCUGGUCCGCAUGCAGCGCCGUCUGCAGCUGCAGCCCAGGGCCGGGCCCCGGCUUGUGGAGGAGCUAUACCUGGGGGACAUCCACACUGACCAAGUGGAGAGGCGGCACUACCGGCCCACGGGCUACCAGCCCCCGCUGCAGAGUGCCCUGCACCACGCCCGCCCCUGCCCAGCAUGCGGCCUCAUUGCGCGCUCCGACGAGCACCACCCUCCCGUGCUGCCCCCGCAGGUGGCCCUGCCCCUGCGCCUGGGUGGCCGCUGGGUCAGCCCUGGCUGCGAGGUGCGCCCCGCCGUGCUGUUCCUCACCAGGCUCUUCACCUUCCACGGGCACAACCGCUCCUGGGAAGGGUAUUACCGGCACUUCUCAGACCCCGCCUGCCGCCGGCCCACGUUCACGGUGUACGCAGCCGGCCACUACACCGGGGCCACGCCCUCUAACAAGGUCCUCGGCGGCACCGAACUGGUGUUUCAGGUCACACGGGCCCGAGUGACUCCCAUGGACCAGGUCACCACGGCCAUGCUCAACUUCUCGGAACCGAGCAGCUGCGGGGGCCCAGGGGCCUGGUCCCUGGGGACCGAACGGGAUGUCACAGCCACCAAUGGGUGCCUGCCGCUGGGCAUCAGGCUCCCCCACGUGGAGUACGAGCUUUUCAAAAUGGAGCGAGACCCCCUCGGGCAGAGCCUGCUCUUCAUCGGACAAAGGCCCACAGACGGGUCGAGUCCCGACACCCCGGAGAAGCGUCCCACAUCCUACCAAGCUCCGCUGGUGCUCUGUGACGCAGUGGUCGAGGGAGGCUCCGGGCCCCCGCCACACAGGCCUCUGCGGAAGCCCCUCCGUGGUGGGGGGCCCUGUCCUCCGGUGGCCCCUCUCCCCGCCCUGCCCCUCGCUCUAGGGCUGCCCUUCCUCAAGUGGUUAUGA